Messenger RNA from Adineta ricciae, 795 nucleotides. NCBI's taxonomy places the organism in Eukaryota, Metazoa, Rotifera, Eurotatoria, Adinetida, Adinetidae. The record is from the annotation of a GenBank genome assembly.
AUGUUGAGUGGUUUUCAACCGUGUCAACCAUGUUGGGAUACAAUCAAUGAUAAAGAUAGUUUUAAGAUAAAUACAUCGUCUAAAAACUAUACAAUCGAUCCAUUAGAAACAGAAGCUGAACGAAAUAUUCGCACGCGUACUGUAACGCCCGUCGUAACUGGUUCUUCAGUUGCUGCAUUCAUCUUCAAAGAUGGUGUUAUCUUAGCUGCUGACGUUCUCGGUUCCUACGGUUCGUUAGCAAAAUAUCGAAAUAUUCCUCGUAUACAUCAAGUUAAUGAAAAAACUGUUCUUGCCAUCGGUGGUGACUUGUCUGAUGCUGAUUAUAUUAAAGAAGCGAUUGAUUCGAAAGUAGAAGAAGAUCUUGUUCAAGAAGACGGUGGUGAAAUGACACCAUUAGCUCUCUAUGCUUGGUGUACGAGAUUGUUGUAUCAUCGUCGAACGAAAUUCAAUCCAUUGCUAACAAAUGUAAUUGUUGCUGGAAUGGAAAACAAAGAGCCAUUUCUCGGACGAGUUAAUGAUAAAGGCUCAGCUUACAGAGAGUUUUUGAUUAUGACUGGUAUUGCUAAUCACUUAGCUCAAGGCUGGAUUCGAACUAUCUUAGAGAAUUCAAAUCAACUCAAUAAAGAUCAAGCUGAGCAAUUGAUGGAUCGAAUUAUUAAACAAUUAUUUUAUCGAGAUUGUCGAGCAUUUGCCCGUUAUCGUGUUUGUAUUGUAACCAAUGAUGGUAUAGAAUUCAAAGCAAAAGAAGUCCAACCUGAUUGGAGUCUCGCGCCAACCCUACGAAACACCGAAUGA